UCCUCCUGGACCUGGUCUGUCACUCUGAUCCAUUCACUCGAUAAUCAUCCGACUCCGGCUGAUCGAUUUCUCUGCGAGCGGCUCGUCAGCUCUGACUCCAGGCAGUUAGCCACAGUUAGCUGCAGCGCGCUACAUCCAGACAGCUCCAGCCAUGGCAGACCCGAGAAUACGGCAGAUUAAGAUUAAGACCGGCAUCGUGAAGAGGCUGGCGAAAGAGGAGAUAUCGUACAAAACGGAGGCGAAGCAGCAGGAGGAGAAGGUCGAGCGCCUGAAAGCGGAGGCAGGAGAUGAAUAUGUCAUCAAGAAACAGAUGGAGGUGUUGCAGGAGUCCAGAAUGAUGAUCCCAGACUGCCACCGCCGUCUGGCCAUAGCACACGCAGAUCUGCUCCAGUUAUUAGAAACAGAGGAGGAUCUGGCCGAAUCAGAGGAGUACAAAGAGGCUCGAAACAUGUUGGACUCGGUGAAGCUUGAAGGAUGAUUUCUGUUCCCACUGUGAGAUCCGCUCACUUUAAAUGUCCAUUCCUUUUUUUUUUUAUUUUACAAAGCGCGGAGGCGAACUGAAUCCAUUCAAAGUCUUUCUUGUUUUUCUUGAUGUGAUUAUUUCUACUGUUAACGUGCCACCCACAUCUCGAUCACGCCUCUCUCCUGCACGCGUGUGUGUGUCUGCAAAAUCCCACGAGAAGACGAUAAAAACAUUCGGUUUGAUUACAGUAGAGGAGAGGAAGGUUUUAUCCGUCACACAGAUACACAGCCUGGACUUCACAGACAUGAUUAAACACAUUUGUUGUCUUAUUCUAACCAUGACUGUUAAUGGCACUGGAUUGAUUUGAAGCCUUUACACUGGAACGAACAAAAUGUUUUGAGACGCUCCAGUGUUUUAUGAAGUAACCGUUCUUAAAAUUCAUUUUGUAUUUCUUUUUUUUUUGUGUACACGAGUUAAUUAAGCCCACAGGAACUUUUAUUGCCUCUAAUUCUUUGAUUGUGACUCAUCCCAGAGCUGCAGGUAACAAUUCUUUGCAUUUUCUUUUUUGGAUUGAUCGUCAGAGGUUUGUAAAAGUGAAAGUUCUCUCAAAUAUAUUCAACUUUAAUGAUGCAAAACAGCCGAAAAAGCUGCAUAUAAUCACAUUCGGUGUUGGUAAAUACUUCACCGAUUAACCACGUUUGGCAUGUUUACUUAUUUAAGAGAGAAAGAAAUGUGGAUUGUGAUUUUCUUUCCAUCGACUAAUUGAUUAAUAAACUGAUGGUUUCAGCACUAA
Larimichthys crocea (large yellow croaker) is the source of this 1256-nucleotide messenger RNA. It is a transcript of the gene tbca, whose product is annotated as tubulin cofactor a. The record is from RefSeq and is a predicted model, not a curated record. Gene Ontology annotation, biological process: post-chaperonin tubulin folding pathway; tubulin complex assembly. The transcript has 4 exons. Bases 152 to 478 code for a protein of 108 amino acids. Gene Ontology annotation, cellular component: cytosol; microtubule cytoskeleton. Gene Ontology annotation, molecular function: beta-tubulin binding. NCBI's taxonomy places the organism in Eukaryota, Metazoa, Chordata, Actinopteri, Sciaenidae.